Solea senegalensis (Senegalese sole) is the source of this 2610-nucleotide messenger RNA. RefSeq names its product sap30-like (gene sap30l). Gene Ontology annotation, biological process: regulation of DNA-templated transcription. Gene Ontology annotation, molecular function: transcription coregulator activity; protein binding. The coding region runs from base 582 to 1118 and encodes 178 amino acids. The record is from RefSeq and is a predicted model, not a curated record. The transcript is spliced from 4 exons. Lineage: Eukaryota; Metazoa; Chordata; Actinopteri; Pleuronectiformes; Soleidae. Gene Ontology annotation, cellular component: histone deacetylase complex.
GGAUCGGAGCUUCCGCCAUCGACGCGAAGCAUGUCCCAUUGUACGUGCCGUUCUCCGAGAGUGCUGCGAUUGUUGCAGUUGCAGGUUGUUUAAAUGUACGUUUUCUUCCAAAGUUGCGUCGUAGCCGGUUGGUGUCUUAUAGCUUAGAGCCGUGUCAGAGUGUUGUCACGCGCGGGGUCUGACCGAGAAGUCGAGGCUUGUUGCCGGGACAAACAGCCACGGACUCCCCACAGGAAUUUCGAUCGUUAGCGGCGGCUGAAGCCACCUUGCGGUUCUGCUAGUACCGGAGCUAGCUAGCGGUAGCGGCGGCUUACUGUUUUGUUUUUUUAGCGGGAAUCUAACGAAGGUGUGCGUGCAACCGGAGACUUUCUUUAUAAGUUAUCGUUGUGUGAAUAAUCAUUGUAAAACUACUGAAGCUGUUGUUCCUCUGCUCGCGAAGCAAACAAGUUAGCCGGGCUAGCCUAGCAGCGAGCUAGCACCACUAACGGAUCGUCUCUCACAAAGGGACAGCGGCUGAACCGGAGACUCAGUUUCUGCAUUUUUUUUGGGAACCGAUCGUGCACAGUGAGCCCCGCGACAGGAUGAACGGGUUCAGCACGGAGGAGGACAGCCACGACGGGCCACCGGCUCCGCCGUUUUACGGACAGAGCUGCUGUCUCAUCGAUGACGGGGAGCGCUGCGGCCGCUCCGCUGGAAACGCCUCCUUCAGCAAGAGGAUCCAGAAGAGCAUUUCCCAGAAGAAACUGAAACUGGAUAUCGACAAGAGCGUGCGACACCUCUACAUCUGCGACUUCCAUAAGAACUUCAUUCAGAGUGUCCGCAACAAGAGGAAGAGGAAGACCAGUGACGACGGUGGGGAAUCCCCGGAUCAUGAUGUGGAGGUGCCCGAGGUCGACCUUUUCCAGCUGCAGGUGAACACGCUGAGACGCUACAAGCGACACUACAAGCUACAGACCAGACCCGGUCUCAACAAGGCUCAGCUGGCAGAGACGGUGAGUCGUCACUUCAGGAACAUCCCGGUGAACGAGAAGGAGACACUGACCUACUUUAUUUACAUGGUGAAGAGCAGCAAGAGCCGCUUGGACCAGAAAGGCGACGGAGGCAAACCGUUGGACUAAACUCCGCCCACAACAACAACAACAACGACCACGACGACAUCUUCAGCCAAUCAACAACCGCGGUGACAAACGGCAAGCGAGCGCCGCACCGCGGUGACCAGCUCCUCCCACAAAACCCUGUGACCGUCCCACUCCUGCUGAACUCUAACGCUGAACAUUUAAUAUUAAUAAUUCAAAAAAGGAGCGGAUGACUCGGGGUGGGACGAGUUCACUUUUGCUCAUUUUCACACAAACAAGCAAGUCCGUGCAUGUGACGUCACAACGGGUCGACCCUCCUCCAAAGAAAGGUAUUUCCUGUUUCCUCCUGACUGACUGUUGAGGAGCAGGACUUUCUCUUUCUCUCUCUCUGCGCAGGGUUUUUACGUCAUCGAGAAGAAAAGAAAAAACGCGUCCCAUUUAGAGAAACUUGCAAUGUACAAUAGAGCUGCCUUAAGUGUUAAAAAAAUCAAUUUUGGGAUUUUUUUUUUUGUCGUUGCCGAGUUGACUGUUACCACAUUCACCGUCCGUCUGUCUGUCUGUCUGUCAGGGACGUUUGUGCCAAACGGAAGCGUGUUGCUCUUUUUGCCCCCGAAGAAAAUGAAUGAAUUGUAAGAUAGUGGCGCCACCUGCACUGGCUCAGGGUCAGAAAAAGAAAAGUUAAUGGAUAGUUUAAGUUUUUUGGGCCGUGUGGUGAUGUGUGAGGUGCUGACGCCUGUGAGAAAUGUAUAAACUCUACAUCAGCAUAAGUCUAUGACGUCUUAAGACUAUGUUUGCAACUUAAUUUCACCGUUACGCUGCCUUUUCCAUCUCCAAACCAAAGUUUGUGUUGCUCUGUAAACCGCUUGGUUUCCCACGCCAAACUCCAUGGAGAAAAUCACAGAUUUUAAGGUCACAGCACACAGGAGUUGAAGAUUCACUUCUGCCCCCUUCAGUAAUUUCAAAUGUGAUGUGUUGUGACUUUGGUGGUGGAUUUCCUCUAUUCGGUUUCACCACAGUAGCACAAAGUGACCACACGAGGCAGCGGUAGACCAGCGGCUCCCGUGUCCGCGGGUUCUUAAAUCACUGAUUUUCUCUCUGGAUUGUGGUCGAGUUUCAGUGAGAUAAAGACGUAAACAUGUUUUUUUUUAAUAUCAUAGACUUAAGCUUGUGUGUGUUUCCUCAAUCUAGUCUUUAAAGAAGUGGCUAAGAAAUCUGCUUUUUAUAGGUAAAUGGGGUCAGAACACUUGAAAUGAACUUAAAAUAGGAGUUUAAAAUCAAAAAGCCGUCCUUUUCCAAACACUUGGUGUCAAAGCGCAUAAACACACACGUAAUUUAAUCAUUUCUCUGUGCAUUGCAGGUUAUUUUCGGUCUAUAUUGGGGAAAAUAGACAUGUAGUAGUUUAUUUUUCUUUCUCUUUAGUUGAGUCUUAAUUCUACAGGUUGUAUAAAGUUUGUUUAGGGAUAUUUUAUUAUUCUUGUCAUUGUUUUUUUCCCCCCCACUUGAACUACAUCGUGUGUGUGUGUGUGUGUGUGCG